Molecule: messenger RNA, 834 nt
Organism: Lathyrus oleraceus (garden pea)
Lineage: Eukaryota; Viridiplantae; Streptophyta; Magnoliopsida; Fabales; Fabaceae
Product: transcription termination factor MTEF1, chloroplastic
Exons: 1
Coding region: 58-819 (253 amino acids)
Biological process (GO): regulation of DNA-templated transcription
Molecular function (GO): double-stranded DNA binding
Source: RefSeq, a predicted model, not a curated record
UCGUUUUUGAUUUGCUCGAAUAUAGGAGGAGCCAUCAACAUCGUCUUCUUCAACCACAUGGCGAUAAUUGAACUAUAUCCCAAAUUCUUCUUCUCCCAAAACCCAAUUCCCAAACCCUUCAUAAGCCCUAAUUUCAAUCCCAAAAACACCUUAUCCCAUCAAAUCCUCAAACCAAUUGCUCAAUUUUCUCACCAACCAAUAAUCACCACUCCAAACCGUGGCAUAAUCUUCCGGGAAAAAGUUCUAUACCUCCUGAGACUCAAAGUAAACCCAGAAAAAGCCUUCAAACUAAACCCUACACUCCGAACUUGUCCUCUACGAACCCUAAAAUCGGUUGAACAAUGUCUUUCAUCAAUUGGCAUACACAGAAGCGAAAUGGGUCGAAUCCUCGACAUGCUUCCUUCACUUCUCACGUGCGAACCACACAACGACAUUUACCCCCUUCUCGAUUUUCUUCUCAACGAGGUUAACAUUCCUUACCAUGAUGUUCAAAAAUCAAUCUUGCGGUGUCCUAGGUUGUUGGUGAGUUGCAUAGAGACUCGAUUAAGACCUGCACUUUAUUUUUUGAGGGAAUUAGGGUUUGUUGGGCCUCACUCUCUCACGUGCCAAACCACAUUGCUUUUGGUUUCGAGUGUUGAGGAUACCCUUUUGCCUAAAGUUGAGUUUUUGAUGGGUUUGGGGUUCACACGUGUGGAGGUUUCGAAUAUGAUUGUUAGGUCUCCUGGGUUGUUGACUCUUAGUGUAAAUAACAAUUUGAUUCCUAAAGUUGAUUUUUUCUUGAAUGAGAUGAAUGGUGAUCUUAAGCUUAUUGUAACAUGAUAUCUAGAUCUUAAG